Messenger RNA from Phoenix dactylifera (date palm), 680 nucleotides. RefSeq names its product cytochrome c oxidase subunit 6a, mitochondrial-like. Gene Ontology annotation, cellular component: mitochondrial inner membrane. The record is from RefSeq and is a predicted model, not a curated record. Gene Ontology annotation, biological process: mitochondrial electron transport, cytochrome c to oxygen. NCBI's taxonomy places the organism in Eukaryota, Viridiplantae, Streptophyta, Magnoliopsida, Arecales, Arecaceae. Gene Ontology annotation, molecular function: enzyme regulator activity.
GUCGCUGACGCAGGCGCGACCAGUAUUCACAGCGAUGGCGAUGUCGAUGUCGGCGGGCAGGUGCGGCCUGCGGGCGCUUCUGCGCGGCGGAGCGAGGCGGAGCGACGCAGCUGCCGGCAAGAGGAGCUUCUCUGCCUCUGCCCACCAGGACGACGCCUAUGAGACGGCGAAAUGGGAGAAGAUAACGUAUGCGGGGAUCGUCACCUGCACUGUACUUUCGAUCUAUAACCUCUCCAAGGAUCACCCCCACCAUCUCGAACCACCGGCUUACGAAUAUUUGCACGUCCGUAACAAGGAGUUCCCCUGGGGUCCUGAUGGUCUCUUUGAAAAGAAGCAUGCUGAACAUUAGGGCACCAUUUCCGUGGUUUUCUGAUUUUCACUUAGAACAUAUUCAAGUUGACAGUGAAUACUUGAAGCAGCUGUUCAAAGCAACUUUGCCUUUUUGAUUUGAAAAAGAAAAUCUAAUAAUUCUGUUGAACCUUCUUUUUUGUGAGCAAAUUAUUUCACUCCAUUGUGGUGAUUGAUUUUUAUUUGACACAUCUUUCUUAGUAAAUUACACCUUGUUCUGAUCUGUAGAAAAUUGCUGCAGCUGUGUGAUGUUGAGUUGUGUUUGGCUUAUGAUCUAUUCAACUUCACUUGAAAAGGAAACAGUUAAUAAGAUUCAGUCACGUUAAUAAAUA